GUGUAUAUUCCAGAAUCACCCCCCAUACAUAUUAUCUUUUAUCUCUCAAACAAAAAUCUUUUUUUCCCGGAUAUCCUUAUAAAUCCGCAACUUUUUCCUUUUUCAGGCAUGUUCCGUUACCACUUUUCCUUUCUCCAGAUAUUGAGAGCGAGAUCACAGGGAUUCACUCGUCUUCUUAUUUCCUUCGGCUCAGAUUCUCGCUUUUCAGUUUGAAAAGUGAUACCUACAUUUGGAGAGAGAAGAAACAGAGAUGGUGGAGGGGAGGGGAAGUAAUGGUGUCGGGAAGAAGAUCAAAGUCGGUGUGUGUGUUAUGGAAAAGAAGGUGAAAUGCGGCCCCGAGGUUUUCUCGGCUCCGAUGGGACAAAUCUUAGAGAGGCUGCAAGCAUUCGGUGAAUUUGAGAUCAUCCAUUUUGGGGACAGAGUUAUCCUGGAUGAACCGAUAGAGAGGUGGCCAAUAUGUGAUUGUUUGAUUGCUUUCCAUUCCUCUGGAUAUCCUCUUAAAAAAGCUGAAGCUUAUGCUGCACUAAGGAAACCUUUCCUUGUAAACGAAUUGGGACCACAACACCUUCUUCAUGACCGGAGGAAAGUAUAUGAGUGCCUGGAAAUGUAUGGAAUUCCAGUUCCAAGAUAUGCAUUAGUAAAUAGGGACAAACCAUAUCAAGAUUUGGAGUAUUUUGUUGAGGAAGAAGAUUUUGUUGAGGUUCAUGGGCAGCGAUUUUGGAAGCCUUUUGUAGAGAAGCCUGUUCAUGGUGAUGAUCACAGCAUAAUGAUAUAUUACCCAAGUGCAGCAGGGGGUGGUAUGAAAGAAUUGUUUAGAAAGGUUGGCAACAGAUCAAGUGAGUUUCAUCCAGAGGUCAGAAGAGUGAGACGUGAGGGCUCUUAUAUAUAUGAGGAAUUUAUGCCAACUGGUGGAACAGAUGUUAAGGUGUAUACAGUUGGUCCAGAAUAUGCACAUGCUGAGGCAAGGAAGUCUCCUGUUGUUGAUGGUGUAGUUAUGAGAAAUCCAGAUGGCAAAGAAGUCAGGUAUCCGGUGCUUCUUACUCCAAAUGAGAAACAAAUGGCAAGAGAAGUUUGCAUUGCAUUUAGGCAAGGGGUGUGUGGGUUUGAUCUGUUGCGGUGUGAAGGCCGUUCGUAUGUUUGUGAUGUGAAUGGGUGGAGCUUUGUCAAAAACUCCUACAAAUAUUAUGAUGAUGCUGCUUGUGUGUUGAGGAAGAUGUUUCUAGAUGCAAAAGCUCCCCAUCUUUCAACAACAAUCCCACCAGUUUUACCUUGGAAAGUCAGUGAGCCAGCUCAGCCUUCUGAGGGGCUAACACGUCAGGGAAGUGGGAUCAUUGGCUCUUUUGGACAAUCCGAGGAGUUACACUGUGUGAUUGCUAUUAUUCGUCAUGGUGAUAGAACUCCAAAACAAAAGGUAAAGUUGAAAGUCACUGAGGAAAAAUUGUUGAACUUAAUGCUAAAAUACAAUGGGGGAAGACCCAGAGCUGAGACAAAACUCAAAAGUGCAGUUCAGUUGCAGGACUUGUUGGAUGCUACACGGAUAUUAGUACCUCGUACUAGACCUGGUCCUGGAAGUGACAGCGAGGCAGAAGACAUUGAACAUGCAGAAAAGCUUCGUCAAGUCAAAGCAGUCCUUGAAGAGGGUGGACAUUUCUCAGGCAUUUAUCGAAAGGUUCAACUUAAGCCACUUAAGUGGGUUAAAGUUGCAAAAGGUGAUACUGAAGAAGAACGCCCCAUUGAAGCACUCAUGGUUUUAAAAUAUGGUGGUGUUCUUACACAUGCUGGUCGAAAACAGGCUGAAGAACUUGGGCGAUACUUUCGCAACAAUAUGUAUCCAGGUGAAGGUACUGGACUCCUUCGCCUUCACAGCACAUAUCGCCAUGACCUUAAAAUUUACAGCUCUGAUGAGGGCCGUGUGCAGAUGUCAGCUGCUGCAUUUGCCAAGGGGCUCCUAGACUUGGAAGGACAAUUAACACCAAUACUGGUUUCACUUGUUAGCAAGGAUUCAUCAAUGUUGGAUGGACUUGAUAAUGCAAGUAUUGAAAUGGAAGAAGCUAAGGCGAGAUUGAACGAAUUGAUAACAACUGGAGUGAAGGCAGCACAGGCAAAUGGAUUAUCUAAUAAAAAACCCUGGAUGGUUGAUGGGGCUGGACUUCCACUCAAUGCUGCAGACCUUCUACCUACACUGGUAAAGCUGACUAAAAAAGUUACUGAACAAGUGAGACUACUAGCAAAAGAUGAAGAUGAAAAGCUUGCUGAAACAACCUCAUAUGAUGUAAUUCCACCAUAUGAUCAAGCAAGAGCACUUGGUAAAACAAAUAUAGAUGUUGACCGAAUUGCUGCUGGAUUACCUUGUGGAAGUGAAGGCUUUCUUUUAAUGUAUGCACGAUGGAGAAAAGUUGAAAGGGACUUGUACAAUGAACGCAAAGAUAGGUACGACAUAACACAAAUUCCAGAUGUUUACGACUCAUGCAAGUAUGAUCUGCUGCACAAUGCACAUCUUAAUAUAGAUGGACUUGAUGAGCUUUUCAAGGUUGCUCAGUUACUUGCUGAUGGUGUUAUUCCAAAUGAGUAUGGCAUCAACCCAAAGCAAAAACUGAAAAUAGGCUCCAAGAUUGCUCGACGUCUAUUGGGUAAAAUUUUAAUCGACUUGAGGAAUACACGUGAAGAAGCCACUAAUGUAGCAGAAUUGAAGAGUCAGUGUCAAACGUCAACCACCUCCAAUUCCAUGAAGAAUGUGAGAGAACAGAUAGAUCAUCAACCUAAAUCCAUCAUUAAAAGUGAAGAAUCAAGAAGAACAAGCUUCACAAGUGAAAAGUCGAUGGAUCAAGAUGAGGAUGAUGACAAAGAAAUAAAAUACCGUUUGGAUCCAAAAUAUGCCAAUGUGCGGACACCCGAGAGACAUGUUCGGACCCGUCUUUACUUCACAUCAGAAUCUCAUAUUCACUCAUUGAUGAAUGUUCUUCGUUAUUGUAACUUGGAUGAAUCCCUUCAAGGGGAGGCGGGCCUCAUUUGUGACAAUGCUUUGGAACGGCUUUUGAAAACAAAGGAGCUCGAUUACAUGAGCUACAUUGUAUUGAGGAUGUUUGAAAAUACCGAGGUAAAUUUGGAAGACCCAAAAAGGUAUCGUUUGGAGAUGACUUUUAGCCGUGGUGCAGAUUUAUCCCCUUUGGAGAAAAAAGGUGUGGAGGCGACUUCACUGCAUCAGGAACACACAUUACCAAUAAUGGGUCCAGAGAGGUUGCAAGAAGUGGGGUCGUAUCUUACAUUGGAUAAGAUGGAAGAGAUGGUUAGGCCAUUUGCAAUGCCUGCAGAAGACUUCCCCCCACCAACAACUCCUCAGGGGUUCUCAGGUUACUUCAAAAGUGCAGGGGUGUUGGAGCGCUUGGUAAACCUUUGGCCCUUCCAUAAACAUGCAAAUGGUAAUAAUGUCAAAUGAAUCACCUUUCCCUUCUAAAAACUUCUGAAAAAACAAAAGACAAUUUUUAGACAUUAUAUGUUUUAGUUUUAUGUACUUGGUGUUACAUGCAAAUGUGAGUCCAUAGUUGUUUUGUAUAGUCUUGUUAACAACACUCAAAUGAUUUGGUAGCCCUCUUGCUGCACAUUGUUCCAAGAAGUGGAUCAAAUGUUGUGAUUUUAGUGCAACUUGGUUGUUUUAGAAUUUA
Molecule: messenger RNA, 3662 nt
Organism: Lactuca sativa (garden lettuce)
Lineage: Eukaryota; Viridiplantae; Streptophyta; Magnoliopsida; Asterales; Asteraceae
Product: inositol hexakisphosphate and diphosphoinositol-pentakisphosphate kinase VIP1
Biological process (GO): inositol metabolic process; inositol phosphate biosynthetic process
Molecular function (GO): metal ion binding; ATP binding; 5-diphosphoinositol pentakisphosphate 1-kinase activity
Source: RefSeq, a predicted model, not a curated record